Messenger RNA from Pygoscelis adeliae (Adelie penguin), 240 nucleotides. It is a transcript of the gene DEXI, whose product is annotated as Dexi homolog (mouse). The record is from RefSeq and is a predicted model, not a curated record. The transcript has a single exon. The annotation marks the transcript as partial. NCBI's taxonomy places the organism in Eukaryota, Metazoa, Chordata, Aves, Sphenisciformes, Spheniscidae.
UGGGCCUUCCAUGCGCUGCUGGUGCUGCCCUAUAUGUUUUACGUGGGCUUGUUCUUUGUCAACGUGCUGAUCCUGUACUAUGCCUUCCUGAUGGAGUACAUCGUUCUCAAUGUAGGCAUCGUCUUCCUGCCCGAGGAUAUGGACCAGGCUCUGGUGGAUCUGGGGGUACUUUCCGACCCUGGCUCCGUACUCUACGAGACGGACAGCGAGCUGGAUGUCUUCGAUGGGUACUUGGAGUGA